This is a messenger RNA of Monodelphis domestica (gray short-tailed opossum), 3123 nucleotides long. It is a transcript of the gene RAB14, whose product is annotated as RAB14, member RAS oncogene family. Gene Ontology annotation, molecular function: GTPase activity; GTP binding. The record is from RefSeq and is a predicted model, not a curated record. Gene Ontology annotation, biological process: endocytic recycling; defense response to bacterium; phagosome maturation. Lineage: Eukaryota; Metazoa; Chordata; Mammalia; Didelphimorphia; Didelphidae. Gene Ontology annotation, cellular component: trans-Golgi network; recycling endosome; phagocytic vesicle.
AUCUUGGACGAGUCCGAGGAGGAUCCUUUCCUGAGGGAAGCAGCAGGAGCCGCCGCCGUAGCUGCCGCCGCCCCGCGCCUCCUCUCCCUCCCCCGGCCACCCUUGCCUGUUCGAAUCCGUUUCCUCCGCCGCCUGGGGCCCAGGCCCGUGACUGUCGCUUCUCCUUGGUGCCCAGGGGCCUCCUCUUCCCCUCUUGACGCUUCACGCCCCGUUCGGAAAGCUGCCCAGCCACCAGCCACCCCCCAGUGCCACAAUGGCAACUGCACCGUACAACUACUCCUACAUCUUUAAGUACAUUAUUAUUGGGGACAUGGGAGUAGGAAAGUCCUGCUUGCUUCAUCAAUUUACAGAAAAAAAAUUUAUGGCUGAUUGUCCUCACACAAUUGGUGUUGAAUUUGGUACAAGAAUAAUUGAAGUUAGUGGCCAAAAAAUCAAACUGCAGAUUUGGGACACAGCAGGACAGGAGCGAUUUAGGGCUGUUACACGAAGCUACUACAGAGGAGCAGCGGGAGCACUUAUGGUCUAUGAUAUUACUAGAAGAAGCACAUAUAACCAUCUAAGCAGCUGGUUGACAGAUGCAAGGAAUCUCACCAAUCCAAAUACUGUAAUAAUUCUCAUAGGAAAUAAAGCAGAUUUGGAAGCACAGAGAGAUGUUACUUAUGAAGAAGCCAAACAAUUUGCAGAGGAAAAUGGCUUAUUGUUCCUUGAAGCAAGUGCAAAAACGGGAGAGAACGUAGAGGAUGCAUUCCUGGAGGCUGCCAAGAAAAUCUAUCAGAAUAUCCAAGAUGGAAGCCUGGAUCUGAAUGCUGCAGAAUCUGGGGUACAACACAAACCUUCAGCUCCGCAGGGUGGACGGCUAACUAGUGAACCCCAACCUCAGAGAGAAGGCUGUGGCUGCUAGUGACCUCGAUGCCAUAGUCCCAUUUCUGACUUCACCUCUGUCUGUUGGAAGCAGCACUUUUUACUGCCUCCUUGUCUUCUGUACAUCUUACUGGGUUUGAUUUAAAAACUCUGCUGAGAAAACAGGUUAACACAAUACUAAACUGCUAAACAACUUUAGAUGUAAUCAGGUCCUCAAAGGCAAGUAGAGUAAUAAACCUCUCCUGCAUGGUAAAGCUAGAAGUUUUUUUUCCCCUUGAUUGUCCUUGUGAUAGAUAUGUCACCAAUACAUGAUUUAAACUGAGCACUGAUGCUGGACUCCUGAUUUUUACACUUUUUUUUGCAGGGCUUUGUUUAUCUUGGACGGUUUAAUUUAAUGGUCUCUUAAGCCUUUCUCCCCACUUCCAACUGUUCCAAGUAUGUCCAUUAUAACAGAUAAGUUUAUUUGCUGUGAAAUGACUUCUGACAGUAGGAAAGGGGUUCUGUAACUGCAUCUUUUUGUUGGAGAAAUUUCCCUGUUGGGUGGGUGUUCUAUUUUUUUCUUGCAGGGGUAUGUACAUUUACUUCUGUCUUAGCCUAGCACAGGGAAAAUAUCCAUUUAUCUUUUUUCUUGUGCUCAAUAGCUUUAGCUCUUCCAACCCAUUUUAUCUUUAUCUUUGUUAAUGGAACGUAAAUAUGUAUAAAAUUUGAAGGAACUGAACUAACAAAUACAUUCUGUGUAUAUGAUUUUAAUGAAGAAAAUAAAUUGAUUACUGGCAUUAGAACAGUAUAUAAUAAAAUACCAGUUUGUACAGUACGACUUAUAUGUGACCAUGUUCAUCCCUCCUACUUUCCCAUUUAACACAAGGAAAUAGACACAGUUGCAUUUCACUAAAGUGAUAUUGGCUUAGAUUCCUUCUCCCUGGCAGUUUUUGGAGCAUUCAUUUGCUGGCAGGGGAUAUUGUGCUGGGAAGAGCUCCCGAUUGGAAAGGAUUAACACUAUCAGAGCUUAACGAUUGCUGCCUUUGUUCCAUCUCUGCACUACGGUAUAUCUGCUGUUCUUAACCCUGUUCUUGUGCAAUCAACAAUGUGCUAACCUGCUUUUCUCUUUUGUAAACAUUUUUGCAUUAUUGGGCUGCGUUUCCUGCCUUACUGUAUAGAAAAAAAAAAGGCUGGGUUUAUUAUUGCACAUUUUAAGCUUUUAUACCUUUAUCUUUUUGGAGUGGUCAGUUUCUGAACUGGAUAGCCAGAAUGGCAGGUCUGCUCUUAGGGGAUUUUAAACUGUGCAUUUUUAACACUACAGUGAAAUCAUUUCAGUAAUAUGAUCCCUCUUAUUUAAAGCUUUGGGGGCCAUUUUAUGCCAUGUUGGCAUAAGUAGUUUUGUAAAAGGGAAAGUAUUUCUAAUGGUGUUUCAGUGCAUGUGCUGACAGGAUAAAAUUUACACUAGCUAGUUUGGCCAUUCAGAGAAUACUAUGUAUUUCAAGGAGAUAAGUUAGUUACUUCAGAUAUAGGUCAGGAUUUCUCUAGAGAUAUUCUCUACUAUCAAGUGUUUCCCUUCUGUGGACUAAUUUAAAAUUUGUUUUAUGUAAAGAAAGUUGGGAUGCGGUUACUUUUUGGAGACUGCUGGGUAAAUUUUGGCCUGUUAGAAAUAAUGCAUUUAGUAAAACUGCAGUGUUUCAAGUACACAUUUUAAAUCCCUGUUUGCAGACACUAAGGUAAAAUUCUCUAUUUGUCAGAGUUGUAAAAACAUGGUGGUACUAGAAUAUUGUAUAGUCAUUGUUAAAAGCCAAAACUGGAAUGUGCAGAUGAUAGGAUUUGGAUAAUUUUAUGCACUGUCCUUUUUGUUUGUUUUUGUCUUUUUUUAAAAAAACAAAACAACAUAAGAUUCCUGAUGUAGAUUGGUGUAUACAGUCGCUCCAUUUUGCUGAAACAGUUGCACACAAGGGGUUCACCCAGGGACCAUGACCUACUGGUAUACAAAAUAUAUAUAUGUGUGUGUGUUUGUGUAUAUGUGUGUGUGUGUGUACGUGCACACACACAUACACACAUACACUAAAGCCCCCCACCGGGAUAUAAAGUAGAAAUCACGAUCUAAAGAUUACAGCUUGUUUAGGUGCGAUACCCUGACUCCCAAAGUUAGUUGCAGUGGGUCUUAAUUGUUUCUGUGACCGAAGGAUUUGUUCAGACUGCUGUACUCUUCAUUUGAUGUAACAAAAUGCUAUUAAUCUAAAUAUUUGUAAAUAAAGUACCUGUAUCUAGAUUAAA